Salvelinus namaycush (lake trout) is the source of this 1551-nucleotide messenger RNA. Its product is annotated as E3 ubiquitin-protein ligase TRIM63-like. The transcript has 9 exons. NCBI's taxonomy places the organism in Eukaryota, Metazoa, Chordata, Actinopteri, Salmoniformes, Salmonidae. The record is from RefSeq and is a predicted model, not a curated record. Gene Ontology annotation, molecular function: zinc ion binding. Bases 1 to 1551 code for a protein of 516 amino acids.
AUGUCUGUCCCCCUGGAGCAGGGCUCCUACCCCGGGGACAGGGACAGGGAGCAGGCAGGUCUGGGGACCCUACAGAGACAGCUCAUCUGUCCUAUCUGUCUGGAAGUAUUCACCAAACCAGUGGUCAUCCUGCCAUGCCAACACAACCUCUGCAGGAAGUGUGCCAACGACCUCUACCAGCCCUCUCUGUUCCAGGUGGGGUCUGGAGGGAGGUUCCGCUGUCCGUCCUGCAAUCAGGAAGUUGUGUUGGACCGUCACGGUGUCUACGGGCUGCAGCGCAACCUGCUGGUAGAGAAUAUUAUUGACGUCUACAAACAGGAAUCCCAGUCGUCAAAGCCUGUGGGCCAGCCCACCUGUGAGGAGCACAACGGUGAGAAGGUCAACAUUUACUGCAUCACCUGUCAGGUGCCCACUUGUUCCCUCUGCAAGGUGUUCGGUGCCCACAACACCUGCCAGGUGGCACCGCUGACACAAGUCUACCAGCAGCAGAAGGCUGAGCUGAGUGAGGAGGUUAGCUCCUUGGUGGCGUCGAACGGCCAAGUCCAAGCCUUCAUCGAUGAGUUGGAAGUGACCUGCAAGACUGUUGAGGAGAACUGUAAGACCCAGAAGCAGACAGUGUGUGAGAAGUUUAACCGUAUCCUCGCCAUCCUGGAGGAGCGACAGAGGAUCAUGAAGCAGCGAGUCACGUACGAGCAGGAGGAGAAGACGGGUCACGCUCGUUCGCUGGUGCAAUCCUACAGAGAGAGCGUAGAGACCAGCACCAAACUGGCAGAGACUGCUGUGACCACCAUGGAGGAACCUGAGAUGGCUGCCUUCAUGAAGAUUGCAAAAGACUUGAUUGUAAAGGUGAAUGAGGCGUCCAGUACCUGCAUCGUGGAGACCCUGGAGCCUGGUUAUGAGAACAUGGACCACUACAGGGUCAACUUCAACGCAGAGAAGAGGGCUCUGUACAAGUUGGACUUCAUCAAAGUGGAGGAGGAGGGAGAGGAGGUUCCUGAGGAGGCAGAACCAGAGCCGGAACCAGAAUGUGAACCAGUUCUGGACCUAGAACCGGAGGCCGUUCUGGAACCAGCAACAGUUCAUGAACCAGUGGCACUGCCAGCACUGGUGCAAGAACUAGAGCCAGAAUUAGUACCACAGCCAGUGCCGGUGACAGUGUCGGUGCCGGUGCCAGUACUGGUGGAAGACCUACGGACAGAACCAGAGCAGGUGCCAGUGACAAAGCGACAGCUAGUUCCAGAACAUGUGGCAGUUCUAGAGCCGCUGGAAGUUCUAGAACCAGAGUCAGCAUCCAGUCAGGUCCUGGAUGCAGAGCCUGUGUUGGAGCUGAAGACAGUGGGAGAGUGUUGGGGACUGAAGGACCCAGCAGAGCUGACAGAGCAGCUCAGGGAUCAAGCAGAGGGGUGUGAUGCAGACCUGCAGAAAGAGGAGUUCUGUGACCGAGAGGGCUUAAAUACACAACAGGCUGUCACGCUCUUCUUCUUCAUCCUGGCCCUGGUCAUCAUGCUCCAGACUGUGUGGGCCCACAUCAAGAGCCUUGCUUUUAUAUAG